Messenger RNA from Coregonus clupeaformis (lake whitefish), 1912 nucleotides. RefSeq names its product ras-related protein Rap-2b. The record is from RefSeq and is a predicted model, not a curated record. Gene Ontology annotation, molecular function: GDP binding; GTP binding; GTPase activity. NCBI's taxonomy places the organism in Eukaryota, Metazoa, Chordata, Actinopteri, Salmoniformes, Salmonidae. Gene Ontology annotation, biological process: Rap protein signal transduction; negative regulation of cell migration. Gene Ontology annotation, cellular component: plasma membrane. The coding region runs from base 292 to 840 and encodes 182 amino acids. The transcript has 2 exons.
GAAACAGUGGGCAGGAAACGCCAAGCAGAGAGAAGUGAUCACGCUUUCCAACACCAUGGCACAGUACAAACAAUCGAAAAUGUGCUACACCGUAUAUUAUUAAAAUCCGGGAACGGCCACUGUUUUCGGCUUCUUACCAAGACCUUCGGAGACGUUCCUCGAAAGCUUUUCCGCCGAGGGAUUUCACAACUACCACCCGUGAAAGGUGUCUGCGCCUGCGGUCUAAAAACAUCGGGGCGGACCACGGGUGGAAGAGGAUUCGUAGAGAAGGGCUGUCUGUUUUCUGGAGCGAUGAGGGAGUAUAAAGUGGUCGUGUUGGGCUCGGGCGGCGUGGGUAAAUCAGCAUUGACGGUCCAGUUUGUGACGGGAUCCUUCAUUGAGAAAUACGACCCCACAAUAGAGGAUUUCUACCGAAAGGAGAUCGAGGUGGACUCGUCGGCCUCUGUUCUGGAGAUAUUGGACACGGCUGGGACCGAACAGUUCGCCUCCAUGCGAGACCUGUACAUCAAAAACGGGCAGGGAUUUAUUUUGGUCUACAGUCUGGUCAACCAACAGAGCUUCCAAGACAUCAAGGCGUUGAGGGAUCAAAUCAUCCGAGUGAAAAGAUACGAACGAGUGCCCAUGGUUUUGGUUGGAAACAAGGUGGACUUGGAAGGCGAGAGGGAGGUCUCUUCCGGGGAAGGCAAGGCGCUGGCUCAGGGGUGGAAUUGCCCGUUUAUGGAAACUUCUGCAAAAAAUAAAGGCUUGGUCGACGAACUGUUCGCAGAAAUCGUGAGACAGAUGAACUAUUCCUCUUUACCCAGCGGUGGAGAUCGAUGUUGUUCUUGUGUGCUUCUCUAAGAAAACAUGUUUCGUGCAGCUGUCAUUCAGGCCUGGAGAGAUGGAUUGGAGGACUCCUCCCUCUGCUGAACAGGGAGGGUCCGCUUUCUGUGGAUUCUGCUGGGCUCAAGGAACGUUUGCCCCCCAACAUUGGAAACUCCCUGCAAAAGCUCAUGUUUUGAUUUGUACAGUGUCAAAUAAACCCCAAACGCCAGGCAGUAAACCUGCACUGGUCACUGGAACUAGCCUAAACCUGAGCGUCCAGUUCAAAUAAGACUAAACAUAACAAAUAGCAUAAACAUCACGCUAUUGUACAUUACCUGCAGAAAAAUGCCUACUCAAGACAUGGGGCUUAUUCAUUACGCCGAUUCUGUUGCAAAACGCUUCUUAAACGGAAGCAAAUGGGGCGGGACCUACCUGAAUUGGUCCAAUAGAAACUCGUUUUGCUCUGUUUGCUUACGUUUGGUUCUUAAACGGUUUCCGUAAUGAAUAUGCCCCUGGAGUGUGGUGGUUUGAAUUUUUUGUGUUUUUUCUUUGGGACUGGUGACGACAUUGGAUUGAAUACAAAACUUGCUCUUCCCCUGCCAGUGUCACACUUUGAUUUGCACAAACAAGGACCUUAAAGAUGUUACUGACGUGACAUGGAGGAUACACAUGACUGGACCCCAUGUCAAGUGCCUUCCUAAGAAUUACACCUGUCUCCAUGUGCCAACCAAGGAGCCCUCUAAUCACAACAGUACUUUACAGUUUGUUUGAUUUCAGUUGGGCUCAUAGUGAAAGUGUUAACUUCCUUUUUGUAUUUUUCAGUGAGGAAGUUGAGGUGUAGACCUAGACCAACAAACAGUUAUUUCAUGGCAAAGUUUGGCCUAUCCCCCCCCCCCACCACCACCGGUACUAAUUCACCGAGAAUAUGAACCUGAGCUUUAUGCUGUGGGUUCAGAGAAAAGUAAGCCAUGUUUUGUGUUUUUAUUUUAAUGAUUACUUUCUGAAAUGUGAAAUCCUGAUUCAAUUGUAAUUUUGACCUCAGACAAGCCUAUUACAACCCAGCUGUCUGGAUUGGAGGACUUUUCAAUACAGAAGGCGUUUUAUGUAA